GUUUUUCAGUGGGUCUAAUUCGCAGCAGAUGACCACUCGGGGGGGAUGCAGGCUUUACUGGGGAGACGAGCGUUUCCUCAGACCGCACCAGAGGCGCACGGGACAAAUUAAUUUGCGCCAUGAUUCUGCAAAGUGAUGGAGCGACUUGACAACACUUUUCAGCGCAACGACUGAGGUAUGGAAGAGCGGGCGUGCGGCGUGAUAGGAGAGAGGGGCGACUGCACCUGAAUAGCACAAAGCGAAUGCAUUGUCAGAAUCUGAUCGUGCCAUGCGCGCUAUGGGAAUGGAUGGCAGCAAGUUCCUGGCGGGGACGUGCCUUCUCCUGCUCUGGCUCGGUGGGUGCAUGUCUUCUUCGCCGGGGAUGGAGUUUUGUCCCGACCGUUGCGACUGUCAGAACUCGCAGCACCUCAUGUGCACCAACCGCGGGUUGCGCACGGUGCCCAAGCCUCCCGCGCCCGUGCCCGAGGACUUGCUGAUCCUCAGCCUCGGGGGUAAUUUCAUCGCCAACAUCUCCGCCUUCGACUUCACGCGGUACAGUAACCUCGUACGCUUGAAUUUACAAUACAACCAAAUAGGAAUUAUUCACCCAAAAGCAUUUGAGAAACUCUCCAGGUUGGAGGAGCUGUACUUGGGGCACAAUCUGUUAACAGCAAUACCCGUUGGGACGUUACAGCCCCUGAAGAAAUUAACCAUCCUCUAUGGAAAUGACAAUGGCAUUAAGAAAAUCACCCCGGAGCUUUUUUCCAACUUGGACAAUCUCGUGAAAUUGCGCCUGGACGGUAACUCAAUAGAAGCCCUGCAGGACUCUGUUUUCAGAACCUUAACCAGCCUACAUUAUCUCCACCUGGAAUCAAACAAACUGCAGCACAUCCACAGAAACGCUUUCUCCAAACUGACCAACCUGCGCUUUCUCAACCUGGCCAACAACAAGCAGGCGGCCGUGCGCAACGUCUUCACUUUUUCCCAACUCAGAGCUUUGACAACUUUGCUGCUGUCCGAAAACGAAAUCCAAUACGUGGGAAACCACGUGUUCCAGAGCCUGAAAAAGCUAUCAAAGCUUUCCCUCAGCAACAACAGAAUCUCCCGUAUGGGCAGCGGCGCUUUGAAGGGGCUGUCAAGCCUCAGAGAGCUCCUGAUUGACGGCAACGAGUUGGUGGAAAUCCCCGCCGGUCUCCUCGACCCACUGGAGCGCAUUGAGGAGCUGGACUUCAGCCGCAACCGGAUUUCUAACGUGGACUCUUUGGCCUUUUCGAGGCUUAAAUACCUAAAGGUGCUGAAACUGAAGAACAACGUCCUCGCCAGCCUGUCCGGCGACAUUUUUGCCCUCAACAAUCUCCUUUACGACCUCGAUCUCCAUGGCAACAACUGGACGUGCGACUGUCGCCUGGAGGAGCUGAAGAGAUGGAUGACCGCAGCCCAUUCUCAGGGCAAGCUGUUGACUGUGUUUGUGCAAUGUCAUUACCCCAUGACUCUGAGGGGGAAAUAUCUGGACUAUGUGAACAGCUCCCAGCUGCAGCCCCUCGGGAACUGGACCCAUUUGUGCAGGAGUCAAGCUGGGCCCGAGGAGAGCCGGGGAGGGGGCGUACUGGAAAAGGUGGAGGGCAUAGGAAGAGGAGAGGCAGAUGAAGCAAAGUCGGAGGAUGGAGGGGAAGGGGGUGAGCUGCAGAAAGAAGAGUUAAAGAGAGAAGUGGAGGAAACAGAUGGUGCGGGAGCAGGGGUGGUGAGGAGAAAAGAGGGAGAAAAAAGGAAAAGAGAGGGGCAGGAAGAUGUGGGAAUUCAAGGAGACCAAGGGGGUCCAGAGGUGGCACAGCCUUCUUCUUUACCUGAGAGACAGACACAAAAGCUGGUGUCUCACAGCCCGAGAUUGCGACCUCCUGCAGAGGCAGCUGGGAAACGAGCCAAAGGGAGGCGAAGGUCAAAGGUCGUGUCCAAAACGGAUCUGCCAGGUGUUUCCACGCCGAGCUACGUGACAGACAUCAGGCUCACUCCCACUCCUUCCGUGCAGUCAGGAGAAAAGUUCGAUCUUCUGCGGUCAGAUCAGGAGGUGGUUUUACCCGUAAUCGCAGACCCCUGCGUGUUCAACCGCCAUUUCAUCACUAACGUGUCAGUGGAUCAAGUGACGUCCAGUUCCGUCGCAGUCCACUGGACCACGAGGGACCAUCACCGCUACACGCCGGGGGCCGGGCCAGGCCUGGACGAAGUCCACUACAGGGUUCUGUUCGACAGGUUUGGCACCCCAGACCGUUUCCCCCGCUACGUCUACGCCCGCGGCACCACUCGCUCCGUGACCCUGAGGGAGCUCAGCUCAGACGUGACCUACAUGGUCUGCGUGGAAGGAGUGGUGGGAGGAUCUGUGUGUCAAGUGGCGCCCCGCGACCACUGCGCGGGGCUGGUCACUCUCCCCGAGGGCCUCGGCCGCGGGGCAGCGCUGACCUCCGACCUCCAGCUGGUGACGGUGGCGACGCUGGCGGGGAACGCCGCACUGCUCCUCGUCAUCGGCGGCGUUUGGCUGGGGCGGAGCCUGAGGAGGAGGCUGCAGAGGAGGAAGUCGGCUGUGCACGUGCGGCACAUGUACUCCACCAGGCGACCGUUCCGGCCCGCCAUGGCGACGGCCUCCGUGUCUGCCGACUUCACCAGCUACCAGAGCAACCGACCGGCGCGGCUUGCCCCGCUGGAGGAGGGCAACCUCAUUGAGUUCCCCUGCGAGCGCUUUCUGGACAGUGGCGCCCGGAGAGACAGUGACAUGCAGAGGUUCUCCGACUAGAUCCAUAAAGCCGCAAAAAAAUGUUGACACUGUACAGUACAAAAAAAAAAUAUGUGAAUAUGUUUAUGGUUUGGUUUAGAACACAGAGUCCUCUCAUAGAUGAAGUGCAGUGUUACAUAGGUGCAGCUGUAAACAAGAGAAUUCAUUCAGAACAGCUGAGAUCAUCAGGGCCUUUUCAGACACCAGAGGAAGCCCAGUCCCUCUGACUUCCCCUCGCCGCUUUGUGCCUUUCCUCUUUCAUUUCCUCGCACCUGUGUGUGUUUCAAAAAUGUGUGUUCUGUUGUGAGUGCAGAGAAUGUGUACGCUCGAGUGAUGUACCACUGAUUUCAACUAUGGUGCUAAUAUUGACUUCAUAGACAUCAUAUUGUCUCAUAUUUGUACAGUAUGUAAAGAUGGCUGCUGGCUGGCAGGAAAAGACACUUGUUUUGUACCACAUGUAUCACGUUUAAUACUUUUUAUACGGAACUUUGUAUCGUUUUGCAUUACACGAAGAUGAAGUAAAAUCCCAAACAAUGUGA
Molecule: messenger RNA, 3282 nt
Organism: Mugil cephalus (flathead mullet)
Lineage: Eukaryota; Metazoa; Chordata; Actinopteri; Mugiliformes; Mugilidae
Gene: tril
Product: TLR4 interactor with leucine-rich repeats
Exons: 1
Coding region: 269-2764 (831 amino acids)
Cellular component (GO): extracellular matrix
Molecular function (GO): protein binding
Source: RefSeq, a predicted model, not a curated record